Medioppia subpectinata is the source of this 1416-nucleotide messenger RNA. The record is from the annotation of a GenBank genome assembly. NCBI's taxonomy places the organism in Eukaryota, Metazoa, Arthropoda, Arachnida, Sarcoptiformes, Oppiidae.
AAAAUAUAAAAACAUUAUUGAAAUUUUUAUUACUAGGAUAUAAUUGAUGCGACAAAACCCAAAAAUGUGUGCAUGCAACCAACACAUCCGAUGCCAUAUAUUCCGGGCACAGGUAUGAGUGAGGACUGUCUGGUGCUUAACAUAUGGACAACAAAUACCACAGCAUUAAAGCCAGUGAUGUUUUGGAUACAUGGAGGAGGACUUGCAGUAGGAUCAAUAUUUCAAACGUGGUUUAAUGGCAGUGUUUUGGCCACACAUGAUGUGGUGGUUGUGUCCGUCAACUAUAGGUUAGGACCGUUUGGGUUCCUAUACGGGGAUCGGGAGGACGCGCCCGGAAAUGUCGGCUUUUAUGACCAGUUAUUAGGCUUGAAAUGGGUAAGAGAAAACAUCCACACAUUUGGCGGAGAUAGGGAUCAGAUCACCAUUUUUGGUGAGAGCGCUGGGAGUUGGUCGGUGUCCGCACACAUACUCUCCCCGCUAUCAAAGGGUAUGUUUAAGAGGGCUAUUAUGGAGAGCGGCGCCAAUAUGUAUAACAAGGACAGAGAAGUGGUCAACAAAACCGAAGCCAUGGCUUUGGGUAAAAAUAUAGCGAAACAAUUGAAAUGCAAUGAAACCGAGGAUUGGAUACAAUGUCUGCGAAGACCGGACGCCAGGGAUAUACUCAAAUAUGAGAACCCAAUCGGCACUUACCCGGUGUUUGGCACAGAGUUUUUGCCCAUUUUUGCCCGACAAGCUUUCAAUGAAAAGAAGUUUAAUACAGAUAUUGAUUUAAUCGCUGGCAUCAACCAAAACGAGGGCUCAGCAUAUGUUUAUUAUCUCGUUAAAGACCCUAAUCUUAUGACACUCGCCGACUUUCAUAAGGCGCUAAACGCACUUGAUCAAUUUUGUUAUCACAACGUCAACGUACAAAAAGUGACGGAAAGUUACCUGAAAGGUGUCAACACUAGCGAUAGUCAGUCACUUCGCACGGCUUUAGGCGCAGUAAUUGGCGAUAUAAUGCUCGGGUGUCCGACAUAUAUGUUCGCCAAACGGUUCGCACAAACUGUCAAAGAGUCGCAAAGGGUUUACUUUUACGAGUUGUUGUACGCGAGUAAUUAUUUUGCUAAGCAAAUGAAUUGCGAUGUAAAGACCAUGGGCAUUUGUCACGGCAUGGAUUUGCCAUUUGUUUUUGGUCUACCAUUAAUUAAUCCCAACGAUUACACCACAGAAGAUAAAUAUUAUAGUAAUGUAGUGAUGAAAAUGUGGGUAAAAUUCGCGACCAAUGGUCAUAUGGACACUGAUUGGCCGCAACUGUUAAACGAUGAGCCGAUGGGUGCGCCCAAAGUCCACGGUUUAGAUCCCAAAGACUUGAGCCUAGUAUUAAAAGACCCGUUUCAUGAAACUUGUGAUGGCGUGUGGGCCGACUACUUCCUAUAA